This is a messenger RNA of Aspergillus melleus, 1079 nucleotides long. RefSeq lists its product as uncharacterized. The record is from RefSeq and is a predicted model, not a curated record. The coding region runs from base 141 to 965 and encodes 274 amino acids. The transcript is spliced from 2 exons. NCBI's taxonomy places the organism in Eukaryota, Fungi, Ascomycota, Eurotiomycetes, Eurotiales, Aspergillaceae.
AUUUUAUCAUAAGUAUCUAUUCAUGUCAGCUGCAUCCUGGCGUUUGCUUGUGUCACCUUGCCCCUCUAUCUUCGUUGUCUCUUUCUGAAGCCAGACAUUAGUUUCCAAUUUUAGUCACUUAACUCGACAUCUUCGUCAAGAUGCUUAUCUCAGGGAAAGUACAAGAAAGCGCCCUCGUGUGGUUCACUGCCCAAAUCAUAAUCCUUCCCACAAUUCUCGCAACGAAAUGUUUCUGGCGCGAUAGCAGCGUAGCUCUGGACGAGAUGGAACCAUGUUUCCCGUCUCGAGAAAACAGUGCUUGCUGCUCGACAAACAAAAAAAGCGACGAAGCCAAUGAUGUCUGCUUGUCGAAUGGGUUGUGUCUUGCGCAGGUGCAGCCCUAUACGGGCUUGAUUCUACAGAAUACAUGUACCGAUCAGACAUGGAAGAGCUCGGAUUGUCCGAAGAUUUGCCCUGAGGACAUGCGCACAACAUUCGGAAUCCACAUCCUUCCGUGCACAAACAUAAGCAAUAAACAUUGGUGUUGUAGUCCCAGCGGUUCCGAUUGCUGCGGCAAUGCCUUCGAAAUGGAUAUGGGCACGUUGAUGCUUCCGUCGGAUGAAGCGCCUACCACGGUAUCCGGAAAGGUGACGACAUCGACUGCGACGGUGUUUUCCACUGUGACGAGCAAAGUCAUGGCUUCCGGCGUGCAGAGCGAGGAGGACAACGAAAAAACCACUAUCGUUGGGGCAGGUGUGGGCGCGGGGCUGGGCGCUUGUAUCUUGGCGAUGGCGGGCGCGCUUUGGUUCCAGCGGCGAAUGUACGAGAAGAGAUUACGGGAGUCGAAGAUUGUGCAGGCACAGACUUAUGAACAAAACUUCGCUCCUGUGAGGGUGAUGCCGCCGACCGAGCUGCCUCCGAAUUAUCAGCAGACUGUGUUUGAGAUGCCGGCGGGGAGUCCACGGGGACGGGGACUGUUUAUAUAGGGAUAUGUUAGGAGGCUAUCGUUAUGAUUUGAUGACAUACUUCAGCAGCCGUCGCACAAUUCUGUUUCAGCCAGCAGACAAUCUACGCACAUGUAUCCGUGCUUACUUGAGUCG